This is a messenger RNA of Solanum tuberosum (potato), 1194 nucleotides long. RefSeq names its product AP2-like ethylene-responsive transcription factor At1g16060. Bases 1 to 1194 code for a protein of 397 amino acids. Gene Ontology annotation, biological process: regulation of DNA-templated transcription. The record is from RefSeq and is a predicted model, not a curated record. Lineage: Eukaryota; Viridiplantae; Streptophyta; Magnoliopsida; Solanales; Solanaceae. The transcript is spliced from 7 exons. Gene Ontology annotation, molecular function: DNA-binding transcription factor activity; DNA binding.
AUGAUGAAUGCAAUUAGUGUUAAAUGUGAGAAGUUGAGCCCUGGAAAUAGAAGAAGUUUAUGUAUGGUGGAUUAUGAUAUUCCAGUUAAUAAUAAAUGUGUUAAAAGACGACGAAAAUCUCCGGUAGCUGCAGUUAUAGUGAAUGAUAACAACAACAAUGGCCAAAAAUUGGAUUCAUCAAAAGUUGAUCAAAGUAGUAGUAUUGUACAAACUCGUACUGUCAAGAGAAGUUCAAGAUUCAGAGGUGUUAGUAGGCAUCGAUGGACAGGGCGAUAUGAAGCUCAUUUAUGGGAUAAGGCUUCAUGGAAUGUAACUCAGAAAAAGAAGGGAAAACAAGUCUAUCUUGGAGCUUACGACGAAGAAGAAUCAGCAGCAAGAGCUUAUGAUUUGGCUGCAAUCAAGUAUUGGGGCACAACAACUUUCACCAAUUUUCCGAUAUCUGAUUAUGAGAAAGAAAUUGAGAUCAUGCAAAAUAUGACAAAGGAAGAACAUUUAGCCUCUUUAAGAAGAAGAAGCAGUGGUUUUGCCCGCGGAGUAUCUAAGUAUAGAGGAGUUGCGAGGCAUCAUCACAAUAACAGAUGGGAAGCAAGAAUAGGACGAGUUUUUGAUACUCAAGAAGAAGCAGCUCGAGCUUAUGAUAUUGCAGCGAUUGAAUACAGGGGAACUAACGCGAUGACAAACUUUGACAUGAACACAUACAUUAGAUGGUUAAAACCAGAUGCCAAUUCUCUAAUGCAAUUUCAAGAUUUAACAUCAGAAGAUCAGCCUAUACAAACUAGUAACACUAAUGAUAUGAUUAACCCGUUACACGACUCUUCAUACUCGUUUAACCACAAUCAUUUCACCACCACCACCAAUACUGAAAAACUGUAUGCUAUACCGCGUAGCCAGGAACCUAUUGAAAGAAAAAUGCCCUUAAGUUAUUGCAGGAAAUCAUCGUCACCUACUGCUUUAAGCCUUUUGCUUCGAUCCUCCAUGUUUCAAGAGCUCGUUGAGAAGAAUUCGAGCACUGAUUCUGAAGAGAGUGAAGAGAAUAACAUGAAACACGGAGCACAAUCAAACAGAGAAAAUGAUUUUUUAUUUUACACAAAUGAUAAGUUGCCAAAAUUGGAGUCUUUGGAAAAUGGUACAACUUCUUCUUCAGCUUUGUGUGAUAGAGAAGGGCAGCAGUACUUUGGGAUAGAUGAGUCGUAG